AUGACCAACACGUACGACCACAACUUUAAACUGCUGAUCGAUAAAGUCAUUUUACGCUUUGACAAAGAACAGCCGGCCCAGCUGUCCGAACCGAAUAAGCAGGAUAAAAUGGCUGGAGGCGACUUCAUACGCAAGCAGUUCAACGAAAUCGACAGAGACGGGGAUGGUUUUAUCACAGAAUCCGACCUGCGCGAAUGCGUCAAGGGACAUUCUGUGAACUCCUGUGCCAUCAGGUGCUUCUUCAAACGUUAUGAUGCCAAUGGUGACAAGAAAAUAUCCUUCACUGAAUACCACAAUGGCCUUCUAGCUUACCUAUUUCAGAAUUUGCGUUGCGUGGGCCAACUGCCAAAAGAGUACGUCGCCGACUUCCUCAAAAGUCUUGACGAAAAUAAUGAUGGCGAAAUCAGUGAGCAGGAAUUCAUCACCUUUAUGCGCAAAACCUGGCAAAAUCAGUGCUGCUGUUGUUCCGGCGCCCAACAACAAUUCAUCCCUAAAAAACUGCGCUGA
Dibothriocephalus latus is the source of this 507-nucleotide messenger RNA. Lineage: Eukaryota; Metazoa; Platyhelminthes; Cestoda; Diphyllobothriidea; Diphyllobothriidae. The record is from the annotation of a GenBank genome assembly.